Molecule: messenger RNA, 1108 nt
Organism: Hyalella azteca
Lineage: Eukaryota; Metazoa; Arthropoda; Malacostraca; Amphipoda; Hyalellidae
Exons: 7
Coding region: 115-969 (284 amino acids)
Source: RefSeq, a predicted model, not a curated record
CUGCAUGCGCUUGGUGUUGACCAAGUUACUAGAAGAACAAGCUGCAUGCGCUUGGUGUAGGCCAAACCACACAGUAAUUUAUGUACACGUGUGACUAAGAGUACACUUGUGAGUAUGAGUAUCAAUAGCGAGGUACUCAACAGCAAGGUGCGUCGGCUGAGCGCCUUAUUGGUCUUGUUGGUUGCAUUAAAUAUCUUCACCAUAAUCUUCGUAUUUGUGAUUGGCAAAUCUGGACUUCACUUUGAGCUUGCGCGUCAAUUUUUUGGAAAUUCGAACCGUGAACUAAUUAUGAGCUGGCACAACUUUUUCGAGUACAUUGAAGGGGCGGCGGGUUGUACCAAUCUUAAAAUCUUCGGCGGUCAAUUAUACCGCAAUACAAAUAUGAUAGACGGCAAUAAGGCAGUAUGCUUGGACGAAAAUAUUGCCCCCACCCCCGGCGCCUGCACGGUCCUCUCGUUUGGCAUCAAUAACGAGUGGAGUUUUGACGACGCUAUGGAGGAAUACGGCUGCAAGGUUUUCGCAUUUGACCCCACCAUGCAGCAGCCGGCGCACACCAGAGGGCGCGACAUACACUUCCAACCCUGGGGCUUGGGCGGCAUUACCGGGAUCAAAAAUAAAAUUCCAGUCCUAACUUAUCGGGAUAUCUUAAAAAAGAUCAGGAAAGAGGAUAGCAUAAUUGACUACCUCAAGAUCGACAUCGAAGGCUUCGAGUUGGAUUUUUUCGAAAACGUCUUGGACGAGGACGUCGAAUUGCUUGCCAAUAUCAAGCAAAUCGGCAUGGAAAUUCACCCAGGACGAUCAGUGGCUUUUAGAAACAAGAUUUGGAGUCAAAUUCGCCAGUUGCGCAGCCUGAAUUUCUCGCAGACCUACAGUCAACCAAACUUGAUACCACCAAAUGCUUAUAAAUUUGAGAAUAAAACCGUUUCUAAUUGCUAUGAAAUUCUUUGGUGUAACGAAAAUUUUAGGUAACAUUUUGGUUUAUUCUUGUAUGCAUCGAAAGAAUCUAUACAGAUAAAUUCCCCUUAACAUUUUACCUUAGCUCCAUUUUAUUUAGUUCAAGACUGAUGGAAAAAACACCGUAGAAAAUAUAUUUAUGUUUUUGCAUAUA